Messenger RNA from Talaromyces amestolkiae, 4221 nucleotides. RefSeq lists its product as uncharacterized. The record is from RefSeq and is a predicted model, not a curated record. The coding region runs from base 1 to 4221 and encodes 1406 amino acids. Lineage: Eukaryota; Fungi; Ascomycota; Eurotiomycetes; Eurotiales; Trichocomaceae. Gene Ontology annotation, cellular component: membrane. Gene Ontology annotation, biological process: transmembrane transport. The transcript is spliced from 9 exons. Gene Ontology annotation, molecular function: ATP hydrolysis activity; ATP binding; ABC-type transporter activity.
AUGCCAUUCUUCCCGGACCAGGACAACAUCCUCCAGCUAAACGACCAGCAAUUUGACUUCAACAUCCAGUUCGAACAGCUGUUCUUUUCAAUCAUCCCCUCCGUCUUGUUCAUCGUCACCUCAUUAUGGCGCGCUGCUUCCCAAGCACAGAAGCCCACUGUGGUGAAUGCCCCAGUGUUUCAACUCAUCAAACUGUGUGCAAUUACUGCCUACUUUGGCCUUGAUCUUUCACUCUUAAUCCUGGUCGUGGUUGGGUCCUUCCAGGUCACCAGCAUUUUCAUAGCUUCGUCGGUCCUCAAGCUAGUGUCAACCCUGUUUAUGAUAGUGUUGAGUCUUCUUGAUCACAGCAAGAGUCCGAGACCGUCUAUGUUACUGAACAGCUACUUGUUCUUAACCUUACUUUUGGAUGCAACCCAGGCAAGGACGUUUUUCCUUUUAUCGGGCGACAAGCCUGAGCUUACUUACAGUAGCAUAUUUGUUGCCGCUAUCGCGUUCAAAGCGGGCAUACUACUGCUGGAGGCUCAACGAAAGUCGAAAUGGGUGAAUUGGGACGAGAAGGACCACAGUCCAGAGGAGACGAGCGGCAUCUUCUCUCUCGGGGUCUUCUUCUGGCUCAACAAGAUCUUUUUGGACGGAUACAAGAAGGUUCUGACUAUCAAAGAUCUUUAUCCGCUUGACAGCUCUUUGAGCGCAGAAUCGCUGCACGAAAAAUUCCUGGAGAACAUGGAUUACUCGAACUUGAAAGGCGAUAAAUUUGGUCUUGUAAAGGUGCUUUUUCGGUUUACCUUUGCCCAACCGUUUUUCAUUGAGAAGCUAUUAAAAUMCCUCGCCGAGCCUGAAGCCGAUUCGAAUUAUGGAUAUGGUUUUAUCGGUGCUAGCUUGCUGAUCUACUUAGGUAUCGGCAUCUCCACAGCCCUUUAUUGGUACUUCCAUCACCGUAUGCGUGCCAUGGCAAGAUCUAUAUUGGUCACUGAGAUAUUCCAAAAAGCCACAAAAGUACGGAUGGGAUUUGACAAUGACAGUGCUGCGCUGACUCUUAUGAGUACCGACAUCGAGCGAAUCAACAAUGGAUUGAGAUCUAUACAUGAUAUAUGGGCGAGCAUCAUCCAGGCCGCCCUGGCUAGCUGGAUGUUGUAUGACCAGCUUGGAGUGGUCUUCGUCGCGCCGAUGGGAGUGGUCACAUUAUGCUCUAUCGGUUUGGCGAUUCUUAUGAAUUUUACAGGUGACUCGCAGAGAGUGUGGAUGGCAGGAGUCCAGAAGCGAGUCGGACUGACAGCCACAGUCAUUGCAAGCAUGAAAAACCUAAAGAUUUCGGGACUCUCUAACGCCGUCGGUGACUUUGUGCAGAAGCUUCGUGUAGAGGAGCUGGCUGCUGGAACCCGGUUCCGCCUGAUAUGGAUCGUUGCGGCAGUUUUCGCGUUUGUUCCACUAAUGAUUAGCCCGCCACUAACAUUCGCAUUCUCUCAACGGACGCUGGAUGUGUCAAGAAUAUUCACGAGUCUCUCCUGGCUCCUGCUGUUGACAAAUCCGUUGUCGCAAGUAUUUCAGUCGAUUCCGGAAGUUCUCUCAGGACUGGCUUGUUUAGGCCGAAUUCAGGCAUUUCUGGAGAGCGAAGAUCGCUAUGAUUUUCGCCAAGUCCUUGCUGACGCUAAGCGGAAAUUUGAAGCUGUUCCACCGGAUGUAGUAGUAUCACCUGAUUCAAAUACAGAAUCAGCUCAUCCCGUAGUCAUCGCAAACGGAAAGUUUGGUUGGGAAGCAAAUAAGUUUGCCUUGCGAGACAUAAACACGAAAUUAUCCAAGGAUUCCCUCACUAUUGUCGUUGGACCAGUGGGAUCGGGCAAAUCCACGCUCUGCAAGGCCCUGCUUGGAGAGACCCCCUUCGACGAAGGCACUGUUACCUUGAGCAAUGAGUUCCGCCACGUCGGAUUUUGUGACCAGACAGCGUUCCUUUCAAACGGAUCCAUCAGAGAUAACAUAGUGGGGUUCUCCCCCUUCAAUCAAGACAGAUAUGCUGAUGUUAUUCAUGCCACGUCCUUGGACUUUGACUUCAACACACUACCGCAAGGAGAUAGAACGAACAUUGGAUCUGAUGGGAUCACGUUAUCUGGAGGCCAGAGACAACGAGUCUCUCUUGCACGAGCUCUGUACUUGCAGACAAAUUUGCUGGUAUUAGAUGACGUAUUCAGUGGUCUUGAUGCGGACACUGAGGAGCAGGUCUUCCGGCAGGUGUUUGGUCCAGAUGGGCUACUCAGACGAUGGCGCUGUACGGUCGUAUUGUGUACCCAUAGUAUCAAACAUAUMCCCGCCGCAGAUUACAUUAUAGUGCUAGGAGAGGGAACCAUCGUCGAGCAAGGUAGCUAUGCUCAGUUGGUCACUCGCCAGGGCUAUAUUCACGGUCUGGGAUUGAGCGGAUCUCUUGACAGCAGUGCCUCAUCUGAGGGAUCGAUAUCGGAGAAUAGUCUUCGAGAAGCGAAUCCCCAAUUACUUCAGACCACGAUGACCAACACGUCAGCCCUAGAGCCGGAAACCGACGGUCUACGGCAAGUUGGCGAUAAAUCAGUGUAUAAGCAUUAUUUCAAGAGCAUGGGAGUGUUUUUAGCGGCAUUGAGUAUAUUGUUUGCAGCGCUUCUUGGUUUCUUUACGAACUUCCCAACCAUUUGUGUUGCGGUUUUCGUCGUCUCUGUAUCAAGAGCCGGUGCCAAUCUCCAUAAUAAUGCCUUACAAACACUCAUCCGCGCGCCGCUACGGUUUUUCACAGCCACAGAUACCGGUGUCGUCACCAAUUUGUUCUCGCAGGACUUGAAUCUCAUAGAUACUGAGCUGCCAAGUGCACUGUUGAACACCCUUUACAGUGUUUUUCAAGCAAUCGGAGAAGCAGCUAUUAUACUUACUUCGUCUCCGUUCAUGGCUAUAAGCUACCCAUUCUUAGCCAUCAUACUAUAUAUCCUGCAAGGGUUCUAUCUGAGGACUUCUAGACAGCUAAGGUUGCUGGAUCUUGAGGCUAAAAGCCCUUUGUAUACGCAUUUUCUAGACACUCUAAAAGGCAUCGCAACUUUGAGAGCUUUUGGCUUUCUUUCCAAUGACGUCCGGAAGAAUAUUCGGCUGAUCGAUUCCAGCCAACGACCCGCAUAUUUACUCAUCAUGAUCCAACAGUGGCUCAAUCUAGUUCUCGACCUUGUCGUCAUGAUAAUGGCCGUGACUCUGACGGCCCUUGCAGUUCGCCUUCACUCUAACUCUGGUUUUAUCGGUGCUUCUUUGGUGACUCUGAUGAACUUUGGCGAAUCUCUCUCGGGUAUUGUCAUAUUCUACACCAGAUUAGAGACCUCGAUCGGUGCGAUAGGCAGACUCAAAACAUUCAACGAGAGCGUAAAACCGGAGGACAGACAGGAGGAAGAUAUUGUUCCCGCUGAACAGUGGCCGCAGAGCGGUGUGAUAGAGUUGAAUGGUGUAUCCGCGAGUUAUACGGCAGAAGACCAAACCGAUGGCACAUCCAAUUUAGCCCUCCGCGAUAUCAACCUAAAGAUCAGGUCCGGAGAGAAAGUUGCCAUCUGUGGUCGUACUGGUAGUGGCAAGUCCAGUCUCAUUGCUCUGCUUCUUAAGCUCCUUGAUCCCACCUCAGAAAGCUUGGAGAAUGUCAUCAUUGAUGAUAUCCCGCUCUACCGCAUUGCUCGGCCUGCGCUGCGAGAGCGCAUAAUUGCAGUGCCUCAGGAUGCCGUAUUUUUACCGGAUGGGACGACGUUCAGGGCUAAUUUAGAUCCACUCGAUGCCUCAACGGCCGAGGAGUGUCAGAAUGUUCUCGUGGCUGUGGGGAUAUGGGGAUUCAUCCAGGAACGGGGCGGCCUGGAUGCAGGCAUGAGCGCAGGAAGCUUAAGCGCGGGGCAGCGGCAACUUUUGUCACUUGGACGCGCACUGCUGAGAAGGCGCAUCCGAGCACGGAAUGCAGGUUUGGGAGCAGGCGCUUCGGAGAGCGGUAUCUUACUAUUGGAUGAGGUGAGCUCGAGUGUCGACCACGAGACAGAGCGUGUUAUGCGGGAGAUCAUCAGGACUGAGUUCAGAGGCUAUACGGUUGUGGCUGUUAGCCAUCGCCUGGAUAUGAUUAUGGAUUUUGACAGGGUCAUUGUCAUGGACACGGGUGAGGUUGUGGAAGUAGGAAACCCGACCAUUCUGGCAAAAGAAGAGGGUACUAGAUUCGGAGGGCUGGUGAGAGCUGGGGCUAAGUAG